CUUUCUCAACGCAGAAAGUCCACUCAAUGAAUUUCCCAUCACCAUAACUUAUUUUCUCUCCACUUUCCCAAAUUUUCUCCCUCUCCAAACACCACCUCACUCUCUCUCCCUGUAAAAUAAGUAUCAGCUCCAAAAUCUGUUUAUCUUAAACAGUGCAACCAUCCCAUAUCCAUUCUUGGUAUAAACAAAUUUCCAAACCUGAACAGUAAAUUCGAAGCAUUACCAAGGGUAUUUCUGGGAAGCAAGGACUUCUCUGUACCGGGCAAUGUCGGGGCCACCGCGAGUCCGGUCGAUGAACAUCGAACCGGAAAACAAGGUGCUGCAAAAACCCGUGAAGAAAGCCGAAAAACCGCAGCAGCAAGGAAUCGAGUCCAAGGACAAGAAGAAUGGGAAAGUGGCGUCGGCUGUUUUACGCCAAAAAUCAAUGAAUGGGUCGUGCUCGUCGGACGCGUCGACGGAUUCGUCGCACAGCCGGGCAUCGUCAUCUUCUUCCUCACUGUCCUCGCGGUCAUGGUCAAGUGGGAAAAUGGCGGCGGUGGCGCGGAAGAAUGGAGUUGUUAGGAGGAAGCAGUGUGAGGUGAAAUUUGACAAGGAGGAGAAAACCGGUAUUGUUAGUGAUAGUGAGGCGGCGGAGAGUGGAAAUGUGGUUGACGGGAAUAGUGGACUAGUGGAUACAACUGAUUUACAAGAAAGUAAGAAAAGGUGCGGUUGGGUUACGCCCAAUACUGAUCCAUUCUAUGCAACUUUUCAUGAUGAAGAAUGGGGGGUACAGGUCCAUGAUGACAAGAAACUAUUUGAAUUGCUAUGCCUUUCAGGUGCUUUGGCAGAACUUACUUGGCCAGUCAUUCUUAACAAACGACAUUUGUUCAGGGAGGUGUUUUUGGAUUUUGACCCUACUGCUGUUUCAAAAUUAAAUGAUAAAAAGAUAGCUACCUCAGGAAGUCCUGCAACUUCAUUACUGUCAGAAUCAAAGCUACGAUCAAUCAUUGAAAAUGCACGUCAAAUGUGCAAGGUAAUCGAUGAGUUUGGGUCAUUUGACAAAUACAUCUGGAACUUUGUAAACCAUAAGCCUAUAGUUAACCAAUUCCGAUACUCCCGUCAAGUUCCAGUCAAGACCUCAAAAGCAGAGGUCAUAAGCAAAGAUCUAGUAAGAAGAGGGUUUCGGAGCGUGGGGCCAACAGUCAUAUAUGCAUUUAUGCAAGUGGCUGGAUUAACAAAUGACCAUCUCAUCAGUUGCUUCAGAUUCCAGGAGUGUAUUAUCGGAACAGAAGGGAAAGAGAAGGGUGGCAGUCUUAAGUCCAACGCUGAAAAGAAAGAACCUGAGUAUCCAAUUAUUGUGGGAGUACCAAGAGGUAUGGAUGACCUAUAGUUCCUCAAAAUUGACAUGCCUUGGUACAAAUUGUUACGAAUAGUUAUCAUCUAUACUCCACGAUUUUUGUACAAAUUAUUAAUCACUACUGCUGAAAGUAUCUGCAAACACUGUGUUCUGCAUUUUGGUAUUUUAAUUACUUAUUUAUGACGUUUCUGUAAUAUACAAGUAAUGUUUUCUUCAUUCAACUGGAUAUGUUGAAAGAUUCUUGCUGAAAAAUCUAUAUGAACUCAUAAAUAAGAGGACCCAGAAAAGAUCUGUCGACAUAAUUUGCAAGACCA
This is a messenger RNA of Jatropha curcas, 1650 nucleotides long. RefSeq lists its product as uncharacterized. Gene Ontology annotation, molecular function: DNA-3-methyladenine glycosylase activity. Lineage: Eukaryota; Viridiplantae; Streptophyta; Magnoliopsida; Malpighiales; Euphorbiaceae. The record is from RefSeq and is a predicted model, not a curated record. Gene Ontology annotation, biological process: base-excision repair.